Molecule: messenger RNA, 2246 nt
Organism: Odontomachus brunneus
Lineage: Eukaryota; Metazoa; Arthropoda; Insecta; Hymenoptera; Formicidae
Gene: Vamp7
Product: vesicle-associated membrane protein 7
Exons: 7
Coding region: 357-1019 (220 amino acids)
Biological process (GO): vesicle fusion; exocytosis
Cellular component (GO): SNARE complex; membrane
Molecular function (GO): SNARE binding; SNAP receptor activity
Source: RefSeq, a predicted model, not a curated record
GUCAGGUUCCAUAGUUUCUCGCUGCCUGUUAGCGCCCUCUUAAGGCUGUUGAGGACAGAGUUAAAGCAGGACUGAGUUAAAGAGACAGAAGGCGCAAUACCCGUUAUGACUCGACUUGUUCCUGUAGCACACGUGUGCCUUCUAGAAGAGUGUGGCUGUCUGAUCGCGGGAGUGUUUUGAUGUUUUCACAAAAGUUCCCAACAGGGAGCAACAGAUCGAACGACUGAUUGUCGUCUUUGAAUAAAUGUGAAUGAAUGUAAAUUCCAAGGAUAAUCGUGUCACACUGCGAAAGACGUAAGCAGUAAAGUGCGCAGCUAGUUGUUCCAUUAUUCUUUAUUUUAUAUCGAGUUGCCGACAUGCCGAUUUUAUUCAGUGUGGUAGCCCGUGGGCCAAUAAUAUUGGCAAAACACGCUGCGUGCACGGGAAAUUUUGAGGAAGUCACAGAGAAAAUUCUGGCAAAGAUUCCGCCACACAAUGACAAACUCACAUACUCGCAGGGGCCUUAUCUUUUCCACUAUAUCUGCGAGGAUUAUCUGAUUUAUAUGUGUAUUACAGAUGAUGAUUUUCAAAGAUCUAGAGCAUUUUUAUAUCUGAAUGAAAUUAAGAGGAGGUUUUUAGCUGUUUAUGGACAGGGUGCUCAAACUGCCAUGGCAUAUGCCAUGAAUACUGAAUUCAGUCGUGUGUUAGCCAAUGAAAUGAAACAUUAUAGCGAAUCAAAGGAUCUUGAUAGAUUGUCCAAAGUUCACGGUGAGUUAGACGAACUCAAGGAUAUCAUGGUAAAAAAUAUUGACAAUAUAGCGAUGCGCGGCGAGCGAUUAGAACUCCUUGUGCACAAAACGGAAAACUUAUCUGCUAAUUCUGUCACAUUCAGGAAGACAAGUAGAAAUUUAGCGCGCUCCUUAUUUUGGAAGAAUGUCAAGAUCUACGUUAUUGUUGGUGCUAUUUUAAUCGUUACGAUAUAUGUAAUCGUCUCUAUAGCGUGCGGAGGAUUGGCCUGGCAAAAAUGUGUUGGUAACUAAUUUAUAUGCCAGAACGUAAUAAAGGAUUCGUUAUCGAAUAAUCGAUGCAGAAGGAGGAAAUGUUCACGGGAAUUUAGUAUGAGACUGACGACGAUUAUUCAACUCAAAUUUAUUAUACGAAUGUAGUUUUACUAUUGUAUAACACGAUAAAAACGUUGUGCACGUUGCGCCGAAAUAGCUUUAACAUUUAAAGAGGAGUGUUACAUGAAAGCGUUUUUAUGAAAGUUAAAAGUGAUUAGAAAUAUUUUUUUAAGAUUAGUCUUAAUUAAGGGGAACUAUAUCCCGAAUUAGAGUGCUUAUACAUAUCGAAAUGCUCUUGCUUUUGGAAAGUAAUCUGUGUUAUGUAGCAUGGAGAGUUGUUAAUGAUUGCGUUCAGCAGAGAAAGCUGCUUUGCAACUGUUGUAAAAUUCGUGAAUUUGACUGGAGUAUGCUCUUAAUUUUGGUUAAAUCCAAGAGCAUGUACAAAUCGGAUUCACGAAUUUUACACAGUUGCAAAACAGCUUUCUCUGCUGAACGCAGUCAAUGGUUGCGUUCAACAGAUGAAAACGCUCAGUGAACGCUUUGCGCUACGCCGCCACUGUUGUAAAAUUUUCUGCUGAACGACAGCGCUUUACGCUCUUGCAACAUGUUUACGAAGCAGUCGCCAUUUUUAAUAGUAUACUUUUAUUUCGCUCCACCGUUCCGUUUACUGAACGCAGUGUCACAGCUGCUUCUAGAUAGUGUUACCACUUUUUCGGAAUAGUAUACGGUCAUGACGCGUGAAUAUGUAGAUGCAUUUUACGUGGUUGAGAUUUUCGAUCGAUGCUAGUGGCGAAAAAAAUGUUAAAGCUAUUUUGGCGCAGCGUGUAUUAAUACGUAUCUAUACAUACACACAUAUGUUAAUACAUAUAUUACAUACAACUGCGAUAAUCCACGUAUAUUACGUUAUAUGUUUGUAUGUAAUAUAAAUAUUAUAGAUGCAUAUAUAUUACAUAGGUAUACAAUAAUUUUAUUAUAUUACUUUUCUUAUUUUUACUAAUGUAAAUUAGGAGCUACUCUUGGCUUUCCGCGAACUUUUCUACUUUCGCGAGUACGGCCAUAGCAGUUUCAGUUUACAUCAUUGCACCCGGUGAACACGUAUAAUUGUCAAAUUGUACCUUUUACACCAGAAUACACAAAUGUCUAUUAUUCUGUACUUUAUGUCUGAUAUUUUGGAAAAGUGAAAAUAAAAGUAUCCACAUACAGGCA